CGCUCACACAAACGCACACGCAGAAUACAUUACAAUACGAUACCACCACAGUGAAGUGGUGUAGUCUUGCACCCCCAUCUCCUCCACUGGUUUUCUAGUACACUGCGCUCCUGCGUUAUCUCUGCAUUCAGACGGGCAUACCGCGACCACCCCAUUGGAUAUUAAUCACCUGUACAAUAUUAUCGCGGUGGCUCAAUACAGAAGAUGUCUAGCUUUUGGAAGUUCGUCGAAUCGCAGUUUACUCUUAAAUACUAAAUUUCCUUAAACGGAAUAUCAUGCUACGGAUUUCAUCUCUGUAAAAGGAUAAUAAUUAAGGAUACACACAUAUAGCAGCUGGCUGUCGAAGUGGUCGAACGGAAUUUCUCCGAACGUGAAUUUUAUGAUAGGCGGGGUCUUUUCAUCGCAACGAGCGAGCUCUUGCAGACGGGUGCCCGUGGCUCGGGUGAAGCUGUCGGUCAAAAAAGCGGUAGUAUAUUUUUUCCGGUUUGUACGUAAACAAUCUCUGACAAGUAAAGUGGAUCGAAUUUCACUAGCAUAGAUAGCCUGUUCCUGAAUUUUUCGAAGCAGUGCUCAUGUUUAUUAUUCUCUGAGUAACUUGUUGAUUAUCGCUUCCAGUUGCCAAAUCAUAACCAAGGAUAUAUGAUUAGUGGGGAGGAAGGGAAAGAGACAGCCCGAAAUCCUGUACGAGAAAAGUAGUAGUGACGAGACCCCUUGACGUGUUGUUCUGUGAAUACACACACAGCUGCAUUGGAAUAUUUAUCAUGGCAAACAUUUGUGGAUUCUUACCCCGAAGUUGUGGUCGAGUCGACUCUAGGACUAUGGCUCGCAUUCUUCUUUUGUCAUUUUAUGCCAUUUUAUUAUUGGAUAGUACUGCAGGAUUUAAUUUUGAUCUGAGAGCACCGUUGAAAUUUGACGGACCGGAUGGAAGCAUGUUCGGUUUCAGUGUAGCGCAGCAUCGAGAUGGAAACACAGAUUGGGCUUUAAUAGGAGCUCCAGAGGCAAAUACUACUCAACCAAGUGUCACCAAAGGGGGCGCCGUCUACAAGUGUCCUGUCGCCCCUCUUAGCGGGCCCAGCGAUUGUGAGCAGAUCCCUUUUGAUACAACUGGUAACAUAAACAAUGUAGACAAAUCUAAUCAGUGGUUUGGGGCAACGGUAGCUAGUGGAGGAGCUAAUGGACAAAUCUUGGCAUGUGCUCCACGUCUUGUAUGGGUUGAGACAGCUUCUGUAACCAUGAGGCAAGAGCGUGAGCCAACGGGAACAUGUUUCGUCGGAGAUUCUGAUUUCACAAACUUUGUGAAUUACUCGCCGUGCCAGAGCACAAACAGAGAAGAUUAUGGAUUUGAUAAAAUCACCCAUUGCCAGGCUGGCUUCAGUGGAAAAAUUCUCAGCGAUAACAGUGCAUUAGUAAUGGGAGCACCUGGAAGCUACUAUUUACAAGGACAAAUUUAUGUUCAGAGUCUAUUGAACAGGAGUGUCGUACAGGCAACGCAAGAAAGUAAUACCGGAACUUAUUCUUUUGAUAACAGUUACAGAGGUUAUUCCCUUGCGUUAGGUGACUUUAACGGAGAUGGAGUACAAGAUUACGUUGUUGGCACCCCAAGAGCAGAAUCUCUAAUGGGACUGGUAGCCAUCUUUGACCAGAACUUGAAUCAGUUCAACCAAGUAAUGGGGACGCAGAUCGUGGCCUACUUUGGAUAUAGUGUAACUGUAGUUGAUAUUAAUAAUGAUACCUAUGACGACCUGUUGGUUGGAGCACCUAUGUACAUGGAUGAUGGACCUGCCAUUCAGAGAUGGGAAGCAGGAGCUGUGUACGUUUACCUCCAGAAUCACGACGUUGGACCUAGGGCUAGUAAUAGACUGAGUCUUAGCAGUACUCUGAUUGGAGGGCAGAUAAGGUCACGCUUUGGCCUCUCGAUUGCUUCAAUUGGUGACUCAAACCAAGAUGGAUUUAAUGAUGUUGCAAUUGGUGCCCCGUAUGAAGGUGACGAUGCUGGAGCUGUGUAUAUCUAUCAUGGAAGUGCAAAUGGACUUAAGUCCACACCAGCACAGGUACUGACCCCAUCCACACUUGGCCAUUCUGGAAUCACAACAUUUGGUUUCUCACUUCAGGGCGGACAAGAUAUGGACAAGAACAAAUAUCCUGAUCUUCUGGUUGGAGCAGAGAGUGCCAACACUGCUGUACUUAUCAGGACUCGACCAGUGGUUUCACUGGAUGCUACACUGAACACUGAGCCAAUUGGAAUCAACCUGGAAAACAAAACAUAUGAGCUUGCAGAUGGAACCAUGGUUACCAGUUUUAUUGCAAUGACCUGUUUCACCUACACUGGAAAUUAUCUUCCUGACCAUAUUGACAUCAGUUAUACCGUGACCGUGGAUUCUGGAAUCAUUGCUAACAGAAGAGCGAUGUUCGUCGACAAUGACAUGAGUGAGAUCACCAAGACCCGGCACCUGGCUGUCAGUACUCAGUUUUGUGACCCUCUACGUGCAUACGUUGGGAAUAGCAUUGAAGACAAGCUUACUCCUAUCAAAGUCACCCUGCAGUAUGACCUAAACAACGAUGAGUCCCUGCUCCAACCACACGAGAUCCUACCCAUUAUCGACAUGGCUACUAUGUCAACACAAACUAAACAGGUAUCCAUUCAGAACAACUGUGUUAAUAACAUCUGUAUCCCUGACUUAGACGUCACCGUCACGCCAAAUCUGCCGAACAUUGUGAUCGGUCAGACGCAAGAGUUGACGUUGGAUGUGUCUCUAAACAAUCGAGGAGAAGAUGCCUUCCAGUCCUCACUGUCUGUCUACUACCCACUAGGUCUUCAGUUUGUACGGCUAGAAAGAAAAGCUAAUAUGGACUUUUCAGUCACAUGCAGUGAGGAUUCAGAGCUUCGUAUUAUUACUUGCGAUACCGGAAACCCAAUGGUGGGCAAAAACAUUCUUGAAUUUGGCCUUACUCUAUCGACCUUCCAAGUCAGCGGGGAUAAAGAUAGCAUAGAAUUUUAUUUCAAGGCUGAAAGUGAGAACAGUGAGGAUCCAAACACACUAGAAAACAAUGAGCUGAAUAUGACAGUACCAGUUACUGUGGAUUGCACACUCAAGUUGCUCAGUGCCUCUUACCCAGAAAUUGUGAUGUAUAGUACACAAGAAGACUACGUUGUUCCACCCUUCCCUGCUAAAAAUGCAUCAGAAGCAGACAUUGGUAUGGAGGUGAUGCAUCUUUAUGAGGUCCGGAAUACUGGGUCGAGCAAUGCUGGUGAGGUUUCGCUGAACAUCCAAUGGCCGCAGAAAAACGAGGAUGGAGAAUACCUCUUCUAUCUCUUAGGAAUCAUGACAGAAGAAGGAGUGACAUGCCAGCUCACUCAGGGAAAGGCCAAUCCAGAGGGAGUCAAGCUUGAGCCAAGCACAAAGGCAAAGCUUUCCAACUCAACAACACAAGUCAGCGGUCGCAAGAGGCGUGAGCCCGAGGUCGCCGAAGCUCUAGCCCAGACAGACAAUGUAAUCUAUUGUGCUUCGGAUUCAUGUGUUCUCAUCAACUGCACGAUAGAUGAGAUCAACGCCUCUAAAAGCAAAGUUGUCCGCAUCCUAGGACGCUUCUGGGAGAGGACAUUCCAACAGGCCGUUAGCGAGUUGACGCCUGUGGUACAAGCAACAAUAGCAUCCAGUGCAUCCGCUGCUGUUAAGACGAUUCCCUACAACAUCCCUCUGCCUAGGGACUUUAGUGACUCAACCAAGGCAUCGACGUUGGUCACGACCGAGGAGUUGGUACCACCGGUGACCCCCAUCGCUUGGUGGAUCAUUGUAGUCUCAGUUCUAGGCGGUAUCAUCUUACUGCUAAUCAUUAUCUUAGGUUUAUGGAAGUGCGGCUUCUUUGAGAGAAAGAAACCAGGGGAAGAGAAGGAAUAUGCACCAGUCGCCUCCGCAGAUAAAGAUGGCCCACCACAGAUGUAUGACGCUCCUGACUGCCUGAUAUUAGCCAGCUAUUAACACCUUCCUAGUUUUAUCUCUUAUUUGAAAUGAUCUUGACCCUUGUUUGUAUGUACUAUGAUAAGAGUAUUUCUUCUUCCUUGUGUGAGAGCAAUUGCUAAAGGUCAAUGAUGCAUCUUUCGUCGCCGUGGUGAUGGAAUCUUGUCCCCCAAAUAUGUCAAUUUUUUUUCAGCGGAUUUGACAGGUAUAACUGCCAUAUCUAUAAAGUGCUUUGAGAUGUGGUUUUGAUGUGUUCAGUGCGACAUCAAAGCGUAAUAAUAAGAUUUAUAAUAUUUUGUUUGUAUGAUGGCAACCCCCGUUUGCAGAGUGAGAGUUAUUUUCAUUCCUGUAUGUUGUUGAGUUGAUGAAUGCCCUAUAAUAGGGCAUUUGAAUUGUGUGGUCCCAUGGUCAGGGCGUAAAACUAUUGAUAUCCUGGUUGCUUAAUAACACGCAUUUCUGCUUUCUCAGCUAUCCAAUUUAAAAAAGAUGCUAUAAGAAAUCAAUAAUAAUCUAGGUCACUACGAGAAUUUAGCAUGAUCUUGCUAGGCAAACUCUCAGUUCUUAACCACAAAAUUAUGAAGAAUUACCAGAAUUGAGCUACAAGAUCUUAUCACCUUAAUUUAGAAAUGGUGCAGAAAUAAAUGUGGAGUUGCCUAUGUUUCCUAAAGUCUCUUUUUGGCCAUUAACUCUGCACACUAAGCUUUCUAACGGCACAGUACCAUAUAUGUGAUGUUUACCGUAGUCAAGCAUUAUAUUAUCUGAGGUUUUACCUUCAAGAUA
This is a messenger RNA of Lytechinus variegatus (green sea urchin), 4739 nucleotides long. RefSeq names its product alpha integrin subunit SU2. Gene Ontology annotation, biological process: cell-matrix adhesion; cell-cell adhesion; integrin-mediated signaling pathway. The record is from RefSeq and is a predicted model, not a curated record. Gene Ontology annotation, cellular component: integrin complex; external side of plasma membrane. NCBI's taxonomy places the organism in Eukaryota, Metazoa, Echinodermata, Echinoidea, Temnopleuroida, Toxopneustidae. Gene Ontology annotation, molecular function: integrin binding.